Pantherophis guttatus is the source of this 2217-nucleotide messenger RNA. It is a transcript of the gene CCDC157, whose product is annotated as coiled-coil domain containing 157. The record is from RefSeq and is a predicted model, not a curated record. NCBI's taxonomy places the organism in Eukaryota, Metazoa, Chordata, Lepidosauria, Squamata, Colubridae.
AAUAUAUUCCAAUUUUGUGCCCUUAUCCCCUCCAAAACAACAUAUAUUCUUGAGUAGGUUUAUUCCCUUUGCCUUCCGCCAACACCGAUUUUAUAAAAUCCCCCCAUAUUUCAUUAUAAUUGUUUGCUUUGCUCAUCCCUUUUUUUAAAAUGUAAUUUCUGCUGUUAAUUUAUCAUUCGUUGCCAUGUUCCAAAUUUCGUUAUACCACUCGUUUCUUUGAUUAUACCAAUUUCGUCCAAAGUGAGCUGUGUCAACCUGCGAGGUGGAAUUUAUUAUUUAUAUUACGUGAAAUAAUAAUUCGUACUAAGAUGCCAGUUUUUGUUUUUGUUUUUCCCCCUUUUUGUGCCUAGAAAAAAUAUGCUUCUAAUCUAAAAUAUUCCUUCCGGGCCACAAAAGCUGAGAACGAACAUUUGAAAAGUGGGUCUCCCGAGUCGGAUGUGACUUUGCCCAUGUUUCACUCUCCGUUAACGUCUUCCGCCGGCAGCAGGUUGCUGGACAAUGCCCUCAGUGCCCGCUCGGAUCCUUCGGUUAAUCUGCCCGGCCGGAGUGUCCACUCCCAGACGAUUGAGAGUGCUCUGGUGCCCUGUGAUGCUUGUGAAAGCACCCAGGCCAGCCUGCAGGAAGUGGGCAAGGCCAUCAUCGACCUCUGCGGCUCCUUGAACAUCUCGUCUUCCCUGGGCAAGUUCCUCAAGAUGGUGGAGGAAAGACUUGGAGGCAAGCUGCUCACGGUCAUGGAUGUCGGCUACUGGGCCACCGAGCAGAGCAAGGACCUUUCCCGCAUCAACAAACACAUCCAGAUGCUGAUGGGGCUCAUCAACCCUUUGAAGGGGGAGCUGGAAGAGUUUGAGAAGCAGAAGAACGAGCUGAAGCAGCAGCUGGAGAACCUGGACGGCUGUCUGCAGAAGGAGAAAGAAGCCAAGAGGCAACAGAGGGAGGAGACCGAGAAGCUCUUGCAAAAAAAGGAGAGGGAAAGCCAGCAACUGAUGGCCAAGCUGCAGAAGGCGAAGGAGGACCUCGGAAACCGAGCUGUUUCUCUGGAGGCGAGUCUUUCCACCUUGAAAGCAAAGCUGCAGGUACAGGAAAGCACCAUCCAGGAACUGGAACAGGCCCGAAAGGAUCUGCAAGAGGAGAUGGAGUCCAAGAUGGUGGACAAGGGCGAAGUAGACAAGCGGGAGGAGCAGCUGAAGGCCCUGGGCAGCCAGCUGGAGAGGGUGGAGGAGCAGCUGAACUGGACCAGCCUGGAGCUCAACAAAGAGAGAGCCAGAGGGGAGAGCAUGCUCCAGCACCAGGAGUCCCUCCAGGUCAAGCAACAGAAUCUAAUGGAGCAGCUGGACAGCCUGGACCAAGAAUACGAGCAGCUGAAGACCACCAUGGCCGACAGUGAAGAUGACCGGCAGAUGAUGAGAGAGAGGCUGAAGGAGAUCCAGGAAGAAAAGUGGGAGAUGCAAAGCCGGCUGGAGGCCCAGAAGGAGCUCUGCUGUAGAAUUCAGAAAGCUUGCAAGGUCACCUGCACCGCUCUCUCCACCCAGAAGCUCACCGAGAAACUGAGGCAGGAGAAGCAGAGCUUGGAGCAAUCUGCUUCCGAACUACAGAGGACCAUCUCCGAGCUCGGGGAGCUGAUCCACGAGAUGAAGGAGAAGGAGAAACUUUUGGUCUUCUUCCCAGAUCUUCACAUCCCCGUCGAGACCAAGUUUGAAAUCUCCGGGAAUGUCAUGGAAGACAUGGGAAAACAGCUGCAGGCCAACAACAUCCGCAUCAGCGUUCUGGAGGAAGAGAAUUCCCGUCUCCGAAACGCGAUAGGCAAAAUGAAAGAGCCGCCCCAGCAGGAGACGCAGAAGUUUGCACUUCCAACCCAGCUGUGGAUUCGGUCGGCCGAAAAACCCGGGCCUCAAGACAACGCAGUGCCGCCUCCUGUGGGGUACCCCGCAGCGUCCGGCUUUCAGGGACAGGCUUCCAGGCCUCCGACGAUCAGCAGCAGCGCCACAGGAAGCGCCUCGCGACACAAACCUCUGAACAAACCUGCGGCCUACAAUCCCGCCCCGCAAUGGACUUCCGGCAACCAGCCGCCCAGGACCCCCUUGGGCCCUGCUCCGUUCAAUCUUUUCUACAAGGAGGCAGUAAGCAACCCUUACGCCCAGGCCAAAGGGAGAGGCCGUCUGCCUCCGCCAGGUUACUGUACCCGCAACCACCAGAAAUAAAGAGAAGCGCGCUCAAGAA